This is a messenger RNA of Oryctolagus cuniculus (rabbit), 2189 nucleotides long. RefSeq names its product olfactory receptor 6F1-like. Gene Ontology annotation, cellular component: membrane. Gene Ontology annotation, biological process: G protein-coupled receptor signaling pathway. The record is from RefSeq and is a predicted model, not a curated record. Lineage: Eukaryota; Metazoa; Chordata; Mammalia; Lagomorpha; Leporidae. Gene Ontology annotation, molecular function: G protein-coupled receptor activity; olfactory receptor activity.
AAAAAAAGUAAAAAAUUUAAAAAAUUUAAAAAAAUAAAAAAGAGUACAAUGGCAAAGCCUUUAUAUUUUUCGGGAAUCAAUGUGUGUGGGGUCAAAUAUUGGAGCAGUAAAUUGUUCUCACCAUAUUUUCAUUUCAGAAUACAAUCACCACGUCUCACUACAAUUUCAUAAAAUGUAACUCAAAAAUGUCCUGAGUGCAAAAGCAGUGCCCAUAGGGAGCCUUGAUGCUGUGUAGCAUGCCUGUGUACCUGUCCUCCUCACCAGUCAAAACUUCCAGAAAGACAACACAGGUGAUCUACAGGUAGGAGCCUCAUUGACUCCAUGUUGUCUUCUGCCGCCAUUUGUACUGUGGCAAACAGAUAUCAAGUCAGGAUGCUUACUGCAGUUAUUUAAUUAUUUUUCAUAUAUAUUUUUCCUAUAGAGUACAAAAACAUUUUUGUGGCAACUACAAUGUUUUUUCAAUUUAAUUUUACUUAUUAUCAGUUGCUUUGGUACUAAAGUGCAUGAACACAUCACAGGGGCAUGAAUACAUCCCUGGGUGUGCACAUUUCUCUUAGGAUCAGUUUCUGACCUUCUUGAAAAUUCUUUUCCUUGAGCCUUCCUCACCAAUAUUGGGAGACAGGGUAUCAUAAUCAUGUUUUAAAGAUUAUUUCUUUAUUUGAAAGGCAGAGUUACAGACAGAGAGGGAGAGAAAAAUUGUUCAUCCUCUAGUUCACUUCCCAAUGGCUACAAUAGCCAGAGCUGGGCGAGUACAAACCAGGAGCCAGGGGUCUCCUCUGGGUCUCCCAUGUGGGUGAGGGGCCUAAGGAUGCCAUCCUAUGCUACCUUCCUAGGCCUCCAGCAGGGAGCUGGAUUGGAAGUACAGCAGUCUGAACUUGAACCAGAGCACACGCUGGAUGCCAGAACGGCAGGAUCGGCUUCACCAUCUACUCCCUAGCACCAUUCCCAAUCAUUUUUAUAACAAAGAGUCAAAGAUGAGGAAAGGGAGAGGAAUACUUACAAAUGAAACUUAGAUAUUUUGAGAUAGAUGUUGAAAUUCAAAUAGAUAAUCCAUGCAAAGGCAAAAUUCCUUUAUUAUCAGGGGCUCCACUAGUCAUUCACUACACAAAUUGAGUCUCCCAUUAUCUUCCUUCCUGCUUUCCUCCCUCUCAGACGACAGCAGAUGAGACAUGGGUGGAACAAACCACACGGCAGUGACAGAGUUCAUUUUCCUGGGGUUCCCGGGCACGCCCUCUCUGCAGCACAUGCUCUUCAUGAUGUUUCUCACCGUGUACCUGCUCUCCCUAGUAGCAAACACCCUCAUCAUUGUCAUUGUUCUCAUGGAUCCCACACUGCAGACGCCCAUGUACAUUUUCUUGGGAAAUUUGUCCUUCCUGGAGAUCUGGUACACGACCACCACGGUGCCUAAAUUACUGGCCACCCUCCUCUCCAAGGCUGUCACCAUCUCCGUCGCUAGCUGCAUCACCCAGUACUACUUCUUCUUCUCCAUGGGGGCCACAGAGUGCAUCCUGCUGGCCAUGAUGGCCUAUGACCGCUACGUGGCCAUUUGCAACCCUCUGCGCUACUCCCUCCUCAUGAGCCUCCAGAUUUGCCUGCGCUGCUCUGCAGGGUCUUGGAUUGGGGGCUUCAUUGCCCCCCUUCCACCUACCAUACUCAUCACUCAUCUGAGCUUCUGUGGUCCCCAGAAGAUCAACCAUUUCUUUUGUGACUCAGACCCGAUUUUUAAGCUCUCCUGCUCAGACACAUUCUUGGUGGAGGCCGUGGGCUACACUUGCACAUCUGUUGUGAUUUUCAAUUCCUUCCUUCUCACUAUGUCCUCCUACAGCAACAUUGUGGUCACCAUCAUCAGGCUGUCUUCCCGGGAGGCUCGCAAGAAGACUUUCUCAACCUGCGCCUCCCACCUCACUGUAGUCACCAUCUAUUACGGCACCAUCAUCUUUACCUAUGUCCGCCCUCCCUCCAAGUACAACUUCACCAUUGGGAAGAUGGUCUCGGUGUUCUACUGUGUGAUCACCCCCCUGGUAAACCCUCUCAUUUACACUCUGAGAAACAAAGAUGUGAAGAAUGCGUUCAGGAAAUUCCUGCAACAAAAGAGAUUUCUCUUGUUCAGAAACAGGCAGGAGUUUUGAGUUAUCAACAGAAGUGAGCACUUCAGAGUAGAUUCUCAAGCCACACUGAAAAAUGGUAAG